This is a messenger RNA of Acipenser ruthenus (sterlet), 10659 nucleotides long. Its product is annotated as voltage-dependent L-type calcium channel subunit alpha-1D-like. The coding region runs from base 689 to 7186 and encodes 2165 amino acids. The record is from RefSeq and is a predicted model, not a curated record. The transcript has 49 exons. Gene Ontology annotation, molecular function: high voltage-gated calcium channel activity. Gene Ontology annotation, biological process: calcium ion import across plasma membrane. Gene Ontology annotation, cellular component: membrane; voltage-gated calcium channel complex. NCBI's taxonomy places the organism in Eukaryota, Metazoa, Chordata, Actinopteri, Acipenseriformes, Acipenseridae.
AAGUCAAAAACUUAUCAGCAAUCAACAUUUUCCAGCUCUGAAUUUCUCCUGUCUGGUUGAGUUAUUUACUAAUAUGGCGAUGCUUUUAUAAAUUAAUUUAUUUUUAAUGUCGUUCUGUAGCAGGUCUCUAUAAGCGAGGCAGAAAUGCGCAUCCCACAGUUCUGCAUAAUAAUCAUAUUGGCAUACUAGAACGAGCGACAUGUUCGGCUCGGAGAUGUUGAUUUUCUUCCUCAGUGAGUGACAGCUGUUGCUUCGAAAGACACUGAAACGUCACUCCACAGGACCACAACCACAGCCCAAUACUACAAUUAAUACCAUCUCCGUACAGAAGAAGAACACGGAAUGACAACUGCGAAUCUGCUGCCAAAGAACGUUUUCUGCAACCCGAAUCUGCAGUUUAUUCAAGGGGAUUUUACAAAACGUUUUUAAAUCCAGGAACAGAAAUAAUAAUUUUAAAAAAGGCUUGCAUUUCAUUCUCCACGACUGGAUAUGAAUUGGGAGAGUUGCUAUGAAACCCAUCUUGUAAAACCAGCACCCGGAUGUUGCUAUAUUAUAAUGUUGGCUAAAACACCCAGGGAUGACUGUUAUUGGAAACGUUUGUCUCAAUAACAUGGGGGUCGGGUGAAGGGGAAAAAAUAUAUAUAUUAUUAUUAUUUUGUUUUUUAAAUGUAUUAAUGAGGAAAGGAGAAUGCAUGAACAAGAGACACGGAAAGAAGGGGCGAAGUAUGCCAGCAGCACCAGAGUUCCUCUCCCUGGUGACGUACCAGGCCUUCAGUCAAACAGCUCCGCACCGCCCAAGUCAACUGCUUUCUCCUGGCAGGCAGCGAUUGAUGCUGCUAGACAGGCCAAGGCUGCACAAACCAUGAGCACCAACACCCCCGCACCUGUCGGAUCUCUAGCCCAAAGAAAACGGCAGCAGUAUGCCAAAAGCAAGAAGCAGGGCAACAGUGCGAACAACAGACCUCCCCGGGCACUGUUCUGUUUAAAUCUCAACAACCCCAUCAGGAGAGCCUGCAUCAGCCUGGUAGAAUGGAAGCCAUUUGAUAUCUUUAUAUUAAUUGCAAUUUUUGCCAACUGCGUGGCCUUAGCUGUUUACAUCCCCUUUCCCGCAGAUGACUCCAAUUCAACGAAUCAUGACCUGGAAACAGUAGAAUAUGCCUUCCUUAUAGUUUUUACAAUUGAAACGUUUUUGAAGAUUUUUGCAUAUGGAUUAGUAAUGCACCAGAAUGCUUAUGUGAGAAACGGAUGGAACAUGCUGGAUUUUAUAAUUGUAGUAGUAGGGUUAUUUAGUGUUGUCUUGGAACAACUAACCAAAGAGGGAGAUGGAGACAACCACUCUGGUGGAAAGCCAGGCGGCUUCGAUGUUAAAGCCCUAAGAGCCUUCCGUGUGCUGCGUCCGCUCCGACUCGUGUCAGGGGUGCCCAGCUUGCAAGUUGUUUUGAAUUCCAUUAUAAAAGCCAUGGUCCCUCUUCUCCACAUUGCCCUAUUGGUGUUGUUUGUAAUCAUAAUCUAUGCCAUAAUAGGACUGGAGCUUUUUAUUGGAAAAAUGCACACAACGUGUUAUAUUUCUGGUACAGAUUUAAUAGCAGAAGAUGAACCAGCACCAUGUGCAGUCUCAGGUGUUGGGCGCCAAUGCCCCAUCAAUGGCACUGUAUGCAAGGAAGGAUGGCAUGGUCCAAACGGAGGCAUCACCAACUUUGACAAUUUUGCCUUCGCCAUGUUAACAGUGUUUCAGUGCAUAACCAUGGAGGGUUGGACUGAUGUGUUAUAUUGGAUGAAUGAUGCCAUGGGAUAUGAGUUACCAUGGGUUUAUUUUGUCAGUCUGGUCAUCUUUGGAUCAUUUUUCGUGCUAAAUCUUGUUCUUGGUGUGUUGAGCGGAGAGUUUUCCAAGGAGAGAGAGAAGGCAAAGGCCCGCGGAGACUUCCAGAAGCUGCGGGAGAAGCAGCAGCUGGAGGAGGAUCUGAAGGGGUACCUGGACUGGAUCACCCAGGCAGAGGACAUCGACCCUGAGAACGACGAGGAUGGCGACGAAAAGAACAACCGCAAACCGGUUACUCUGGCUGACUUAAUGGAAAAGAAGAAAGGAAGGCUUGGUUGGUUCAGCCAUUCAACUGAUACACAUGCAAGUAUGCCCACAAGUGAAACUGAAUCUGUAAAUACAGAGAAUGUGAGCGCUGAGGCUGAGAACACAGUGUGCUGUGGAACUCUGUGUCAAAAAAUUUCAAAGUCUAAGUUCAGUCACCGCUGGCGUCGCUGGAACAGGUGCUGCCGCAGGAGGUGCAGGGUUGCGGUGAAGUCCGUCACGUUCUAUUGGCUGGUCAUUGUCCUGGUCUUUCUCAACACGUUAACCAUCUCAUCAGAGCAUUACAACCAGCCCUACUGGCUCACUCUAGUCCAAGAUAUUGCAAACAAGGUUCUCCUGUCCUGCUUCACCUGUGAAAUGUUGGUGAAAAUGUACAGCCUGGGUCUGCAGGCGUACUUUGUCUCGCUCUUCAACCGAUUUGACUGCUUCGUAGUGUGCGGAGGAAUCAUAGAAACAAUAUUGGUAGAGCUCGAAGUCAUGUCACCUCUUGGAAUCUCAGUGUUUCGAUGCGUGCGCCUCUUAAGGAUUUUCAAAGUGACGAGGCACUGGACGUCUCUGAGUAACCUGGUGGCUUCCCUGCUGAACUCCAUGAAGUCCAUCGCCUCCCUGCUGCUACUGCUCUUCCUCUUCAUCAUCAUCUUCUCACUUCUGGGAAUGCAGGUCUUCGGAGGCAAAUUCAACUUCGAUGAAACGCAGACCAAAAGGAGCACCUUCGAUAACUUCCCACAAGCUCUGCUAACGGUGUUCCAGAUUCUCACAGGAGAAGACUGGAACGCUGUGAUGUAUGACGGGAUAAUGGCAUAUGGAGGCCCAUCAUCCUCUGGAAUGAUAGUUUGCAUAUACUUUAUUAUUCUCUUUAUCUGUGGUAACUAUAUCCUUUUAAAUGUCUUCUUGGCUAUUGCUGUGGAUAACUUGGCUGAUGCUGAAAGUCUAAACACUGCGCAGAAAGAGGAAGCAGAAGAAAAACAAAGGAAGAAGAGCGCCAGAAGUGGAAAUUCAGACAAUAAAGAAGAAGAGACACAUGAGGCAAACGCUCCUGAUGCAAAGAUUCCAGUGGAAGAUGAGGAGGAGGACAAGGAUCCCUACCCAGCAGGAGAUGUCCCGGGCGAGGAGGAAGAGGAGGAGCCUGAAGUCCCAGUUGGGCCCCGGCCUCAGAGGCUAUCUGAUCUGACCAUGAAUGAGAAGGUCACCCCCAUCCCUGAGGGCAGCUCCUUCUUCAUCUUCAGCAAGACCAACAUAAUUCGGGUUGGGUGUCACAAGCUCAUUAACCAUCACAUCUUCACAAACCUGAUCCUGGUCUUUAUAAUGCUCAGCAGUGUAUCGCUGGCAGCUGAGGACCCCAUACGCAACUUCUCCGCUCGCAAUAUCGUCCUAGGCUACGCAGAUUAUGUCUUCACUAGUAUGUUUACAUUUGAGAUCGUUUUGAAGAUGACUGCCUUUGGGGCAUUUCUCCACAAGGGGGCGUUCUGCAGAAAUUAUUUUAACUUGCUGGAUUUGCUGGUGGUGGGGGUCUCCCUGGUUUCUUUUGGAAUUCAAUCAUCGGCUAUCUCUGUAGUGAAGAUCCUUCGAGUACUGCGUGUGCUGAGGCCUCUCAGAGCGAUCAACAGAGCCAAGGGACUCAAGCAUGUGGUCCAGUGUGUCUUUGUUGCCAUCCGAACCAUCGGCAACAUUAUGAUCGUUACAACCUUACUGCAGUUCAUGUUCGCUUGCAUUGGAGUACAGCUCUUUAAGGGCAAGUUCUAUCGGUGCACAGAUGAGGCAAAGACAUGUCCUGAGGAAUGCAAGGGAACCUACAUUGUUUAUAAGGACGGAGAUGUGAACCACCCAAUGGUUCGGCAGCGAAUUUGGCACAACAGUGAUUAUAACUUCGACAACGUGCUGACUGCAAUGAUGGCUCUCUUCACUGUCUCCACUUUCGAAGGCUGGCCUGCGCUUUUAUACAAAGCAAUAGACUCCAACGGAGAGAACGUCGGGCCUGUCUACAACAACCGAGUGGAGAUCUCCAUCUUCUUCAUCAUCUACAUAAUCAUCAUCGCCUUCUUCAUGAUGAACAUCUUUGUAGGUUUCGUUAUCGUCACAUUCCAGGAGCAGGGAGAGAAAGAGUACAAGAACUGUGAGCUGGACAAAAACCAGCGCCAGUGUGUGGAAUAUGCCCUCAAGGCCCGGCCUCUGCUCAGGUACAUCCCCAAGAACCCAUACCAGUACAAGUUCUGGUACGUGGUGAACUCCACUGGCUUCGAGUACGUCAUGUUCGUCCUCAUCAUGCUCAACACCCUGUGUCUGGCCAUGCAGCACUAUGGGCAGUCCCCCCUCUUUAACUACGUCAUGGAUAUUCUCAACAUGGUCUUCACUGGCGUCUUCACUGUGGAAAUGGUUUUGAAACUCAUUGCUUUUAAACCAAGGCACUAUUUUACUGAUGCAUGGAACACUUUUGAUGCCUUAAUUGUUGUUGGUAGCGUCGUCGAUAUUGCUAUCACAGAAGUUAAUCCGACAGAAAGCCCCCCAGUGGGAGAGACUGGGAACUCGGAGGACAGCUCUAGAAUCUCCAUCACAUUCUUCCGCUUGUUCCGUGUGAUGCGAUUGGUCAAGCUGCUGAGCAGAGGGGAGGGCAUCCGGACACUCCUCUGGACAUUUGUAAAGUCAUUUCAGGCUUUGCCAUAUGUUGCUCUUCUGAUAGCCAUGUUGUUUUUCAUCUACGCUGUAAUUGGAAUGCAGAUGUUUGGAAAAGUUGCCAUGGUGGACAAUACACAGAUAAACAGAAAUAACAAUUUCCAAACCUUCCCACAGGCUGUUCUCCUGUUGUUCAGGUGUGCUACAGGGGAAGAGUGGCAGGAGAUCAUGCUGGCAUGCCUACCUGGUAAACUCUGUGACCCUGAGUCAGACUAUGGUCCUGGGGAGGAAUUCACAUGUGGAAGCAACUUUGCCAUUAUUUAUUUCAUUACUUUUUAUAUGCUGUGCGCCUUUUUGAUCAUCAACUUGUUUGUUGCUGUCAUCAUGGACAAUUUUGACUAUCUGACACGGGAUUGGUCAAUUCUCGGCCCCCAUCAUUUGGAGGAAUUCAAGAGGAUAUGGUCAGAAUAUGACCCAGGAGCUAAGGGCAGAAUAAAACAUCUCGAUGUGGUCACGCUACUCCGCCGCAUUCAGCCACCACUUGGCUUUGGCAAGCUUUGCCCACACAGAGUGGCAUGCAAGAGAUUAGUAGCCAUGAACAUGCCGUUAAACAGUGAUGGGACUGUCAUGUUCAAUGCCACGUUAUUUGCCUUGGUCAGAACAGCUCUGAAGAUCAAAACAGAGGGUAACCUAGACCAGGCCAAUGAGGAGCUGCGAGCAGUCAUCAAGAAGAUCUGGAAGAGGACCAGCAUGAAGCUGCUGGACCAAGUGGUUCCUCCCGCUGGCGAUGAUGAGGUAACCGUGGGGAAGUUCUAUGCCACCUUCCUGAUACAGGACUACUUUAGGAAAUUCAAGAAACGUAAAGAGCAAGGCCUUGUGGGGAGACUUCCAUCAAAGAACAGCACCGUGGCUUUACAGGCUGGUCUCCGGACGCUGCAUGAUAUUGGGCCUGAGAUUCGACGAGCAAUAUCAUGUGACCUGCAAGAUGAAGAUGUUAUAGAUGUUAAUCCUGAGGAAGACGAGGAUAUCUAUAGGAGAAAUGGUGGCCUCUUUGGCAACCAUGUGACUCAUGUCAAUGGCAGUGGCAGCAGAGGGAACUCCGCACAACAGACCAACGCCACACAGCGCCCUCUGCAGGUCAAGACACCAGCGUUUGAUACUGAGAGGCGGACUCUGUCCAGCAAAACUGAGAACUCCCUGUCUCAUAACCAUCACAACCACAACUCGGUCUCAAAGACAUCACCAAACUCCACCAAUGCCAACCUCAACAAUGCCAACAUGUCCCUCAUUCCUAAUGGAAAACACCAUGGCCAUCGGAGCCACGAACAUCACUCCGCCAACGGUUACCCUUCCCACGGGCCAUACUUCAAGGGAGAUCUGUAUGAAAAGCACAGAAAAACCAGUGGCAAAAGGACCCACUACUAUGAAACAUAUAUUAGGUCCGACUCUGGGGACGGCCGCUUACCCACUAUCCGGCGUGGAGAGCCUCCGAUGGAUGAGCACUACCAGGAGGAUCGCUACUCCGGAGAGCAGGAGUAUUACAGCGGGGAGGAGUGUUACGAAGAAGACAGCAUGCAUUCAGGAGAUGGGGGAUCAUAUAAGGAAUACCACGAGAGAUUUCACAACAGUGACCUUGACUAUGAAACCCCUAAAGGCUACCAUCACCCUUACGGAUACUACGAUGAGCAGGAUCAGCAGAGCUAUCACGACUCACGGCGUUCUCCGAAGAGACGGCUGCUCCCUCCCACGCCCCAAGCGAACCGGAGGCCAUCCUUUAACUUUGAGUGUCUGCGUAGACAAUGCAGCCAAGAUGAAAUCCCGCUGACUCCUGCGUUCCACCAGCGCACCGCCCUCCCGCUGCAUUUAAUGCAACACCAGGUGAUGGCUGUAGCAGGACUAGAUUCUAACAGAGCUCAAAGGCUCUCGCCCACACGGUCAACUCGCUCUUGGGCGACCCCGCCAGCCACUCCCAUCAGCAAGGAGCGCCCUCCCUACUACACCCCUCUCAUCCGCGUGGACAGACCCCACCGCAGAGACCAUGUCAACGGCAGCCUUGCAUCACUGCACAUGAGCUCCUGGUACACAGAUGACCCUGAUUAUCCCUACAAGGCAUACACGCCUGCACACUUAAAGAUCCCUUCUGAGUUUCGACAUAAAUACCAUGAAAAGAGAGGGAGCGCAGCCAGUUUGGUUGAGGCGGUAUUAAUAUCUAAAGGACUGGGAAGGUACGCGAAAGACCCAAAGUUUGUCUCGGCCACAAAGCAUGAGAUUGCGGACGCUUGCGACAUGACAAUAGACGAGAUGGAAAGCGCAGCGAGCAAUCUUCUCAAUGGCAACGUGACGACUCCCGCCAAUGGGGAAGUGUUCCCCAUUUUCAGCAGGUGGGACUAUGAGCUUCACGACUUAGGUGCUGGCUACAGCGACGAAGAACCAGACUCUGUGAAGUACGAGGAGGAUUUAGCAGACGAAAUGAUAUGCAUUACGACAUUAUAGCAUUUGCUAAAGGGAAAAAUACACGGAUUGGGUAACAAACAAAAGAAGUGCCUUGCUGGAAUAUUUUAAGUCACUAGCUGGAUCAACAGGCGAUUUGGGAAAGUUUGAUUGACGCAGCCAGUUGAAGCCAUAGAGUGCUUUGGAACCAGGUGUCUCUUUUGAUUGGGGAGAACAGACUUCCUAAUAGUUACGCUCUGAACUCUAGAGGGGAGCCUGCUUUGGUAAGGUACAUCCCCACGUGGGGUCAACAGAAGCAUGACUGCACCUUUUAAGGAAAUUAUUACAGGGCCAGGAGAGCUGAGGCAUUAGGAAAAGGCUACCUACUGAAGAAAUAGAAAACAUACAUGCAUUCUAGCAGGUGAGGUGUGUCACUGGUGAUGACAAUCAAAUAGAGAGUGUCAUUACCUCAGCCACUUUGUAAUACGUUAGCAUAUCAAGAAAAUACAUUUCCAUUGCAAAAAGACAACAGCAUAUCCACUGUAUGUGUCCAGAUAUAACCUGAAUCUUGAAAUUCUUCUAAUACUCUUCUACAUUUUUUUUUCAAAUUGUUAUUUCAAUGGCACCAUCGACAUUAGUUUUCAGUCACUAAAUGAUACCAGUUUACACAAACCAAUAUCACUUUUAUUUAUUGUAUUGUAAAGCUAUUUAGAGAUUUAGUCUGUUUCUAUGACCAUCAUAAUAAAUGCAUUACACACUGGGAAAUAAAUAAAUAAAUAAAUAAAAUAAUAUAUAUAAGGCAUUCAUAAUGCACUUGCAGCCAGGUUAAUGUUGAAUUUUAGCCUAUGUUGUUUAAUAUUUCAUAGUAGAUAUAUUACUGUACUGUACAAUUGUUAUAUAUAUAUAUAUAUAUAUAUAUAUAUAUAUAUAUAUAUAUAUAUAUAUAUAUAUAUAUAUAUUAAAAAAAAAACACUUUAUAAAGAGAUGUUCUAUAUUUUAUGGUACUGUAUUUGAAAAACAGCAGCAAUAUGGUUCUUAAUUAUUAUCAUUCUUAUCAAAUAGAUUGAUGUUAUUUUAUUAGGAACAUAGACUACUAUAGUAUAACAGCCUUUUCUUUUUGCUAAGAUGCAUUUUUAAGAAUACGUUUUAAGUCGAUGUGAAUAUAUGUUUACACAGGAUAUGCAAAGACUUGUUUUCAGCAACCAGAAUAGCUUGUUCUUUUUGCAACGCCCUAAUGUUUUCAAAAAAUUAAACAAAGUAAAACGAUUAUGAUUCUGUUUUUAAAAAACAGAAAUAAGAUUUCCUUUCAUUGUAAUGUUUAUCUCACUAUAAAAUAAAACAAAAGCAAAAUGAGGAUGCUGCUGAUUUUAAAAGCCAAAAAAUGGCAUUUCCUUUUAACAGCAUAUGAAAAAUGUUGCAAUGCUCUGUAUGCUUGUGGUCAUUUUUUGCAUAUCCUGUGCAAAACAAUUGCACUGAUUGGUUAAAGUCUCAACUAAUCUGGUGUAUUGAUGAGGCUGCUUGAUCAGACAGAUAAAGUGAAGCAAAAGUAACAUCGUUUACAGGGAUUGAAAUGUUUGACAGAAAUACCUUAAAAGUAAUCACACUUCUCUGCUUUACUUUUUAUAAUUGUCAUGUAGCAAUGCUUUCGAGGGUCUAUUUCAAAUUGCCUUUACAAAUAAAUAGUUGAUAAAAAACCUAAUUAUACUUAAAAUGGAUUCUUCUGGAGCCAAACGGAUCCAAGUUAUAAAAUGUUAUUAUAUACAGGAAAUUGCAUUGGGGUCAUGAUCAUGCACAAUAUACCUUCCUUAUCUUCAUUGUGGACCUCUACAUAAAGACUUGUACUUCCCCUGUUUACCAGCCCUUCUAGUGGUGCUUGGCCAGUGGCUGCAGGAUAUCUGAAUGUUCUUGUUUUUGAUUGUUCUAGCCAUUGUCAAUGAUCUCAUAUAAAAAGUCAAUGUUCUGUUCGUCAGUCUUGAAAAAGCAUUGCUACUGUACAACACUGCUGCACCCUAUAGGAUGACAUUGAAUUAGCAUUGCAUCCCGGCACACACGUUCACUUCCUGUCAGUAGGUACUGUCGUUUAUACAGUAUAUGAACUUUAAUGUAGAUAUUUUAAAACUGUAGGGGUGUUUAAACUGUAGUUUCAGUAAAAUGUCUAGUUUUUAUUGGAUUCAUUAGCUGGAUUUAUUCAAAUACUUGGGCAAUGGCAUACCGUAGUAUGGUAUUUUGAGAUCAAAUCCUUCAAACCCUGUAAAAUGUGAGAUGAUAAUAAGCAGUAAAACAAUAGUACCCCCGUAUCUCCAUGUUACAAUGUUCUUAAUAGUACCUCUGGAAGAGAAGACAGAAACAUAUCAGUGUUUUAAAUAACUAUUUCAAAUGUGGCAUUUUACACUGUUAAGGUAUUUUAACUAUAGUUCCCUCGACAGAACAAUCUGGACACAAACCAUGUUUGUUUACAAUCUGGAAAAAAAAUGACAUGAAAAGUUUUUAUUCAUAAGAAAAAAACAAAAAUUUGAUUUAAUAUGAAACCAUGCUUUUAAAUUCCUGACUGGUGUAGUGAAAUACCUUAAAAGUAUUUAACAAUGGAUGUGCAUACAGAAAGGGCUCUUCAACUGUUCAUGUGAAAAUGUGUUCUGGUCAAUUUUAUCUUGUGGAGAUCCGUUUCAAACACAGGCAUAUUGUACUGUACGUAGCAAGUACUGGUAUCAUCGAAUCUAAUAUGCAUUCUUUUUUGAAAAGUUCUUGUAAAUUGUGUUGAUAACUAAAGACUAAACCAAGUUACUUUUACCUCAUGUCAGGGAUUCCUGAAAACUGAAUUGUUUUAAUUCUAUACCAAUGGUAUUUAAAUCUUAGCACACAGCUGUCUGUCAUUGCACAAGUAAACGUAUAGUGAUAUUGUUUCUUACUUUCUUUUAUAUGAAAUUCCAAUCUUUGUGUAAUAAGGUGAGCUAAUUUGUACUUUCCUGUGACUGUAUGUAUGGUAUAGUGAGAUCUAUAUUUGUAUUUUAAUGCCACCUUAUGAUGCUUGGGUAUGUAAUAAACUCACCAAGCACUGGAGUUUAUUUCUCUCAUUAAACCAGUUUGCAAGUAAAGGAAUAAAACAAAACAAAAUAAUCUUGAAAAGUAAUGUAUGAGAGUUUACAAAAACACAGCGAUUUCAUCAUUUUUAAUAGCAGUUUUCAAUUAAAUAUGUAUUUAAAUAUUGUAUGGAUAAAAAAUAAUAUUAAGGUGAAAAUAAUAAUCUGUGGCAAUGUACAUGGUUGAAAAUACUACUUGUGCUCUUUAAAGUUUGUAUUCAAGGCCCCCCCCCCCCCUCCCCCUUUAUUUCUUAAACAACACUACAGUAGCAGCAUAUACUGUAUAGUACCUGGUGUUUCUUGAUUUUGUAUCAUUAGUGAUCUGUAAAGUAUUUCUUUGAAUUCUGUCCUGGAUCAAACUGUGAGAUGACAUCCUAAGAAUUCCAAUAAACACAAACUGGAUUUUUAAAUUCAGCAUGACACCGGACACACAACAGUCAAUAAUGCUACAUAGAUUAU